Molecule: messenger RNA, 2010 nt
Organism: Aspergillus neoniger CBS 115656
Lineage: Eukaryota; Fungi; Ascomycota; Eurotiomycetes; Eurotiales; Aspergillaceae
Product: P-loop containing nucleoside triphosphate hydrolase protein
Exons: 1
Coding region: 1-2010 (669 amino acids)
Biological process (GO): double-strand break repair via homologous recombination
Cellular component (GO): chromosome; cytoplasm
Molecular function (GO): 3'-5' DNA helicase activity; ATP binding; nucleic acid binding
Source: RefSeq, a predicted model, not a curated record
AUGACGGCGGCCCUCCAGCAGAUGAUGGGUGAUCCUGGGGCACAGCUGCGUGGCGUGCAGGCGGAGGCCCUCCAGGCAAUACAGGAUGGCGAGAGCCCGGUGGUCACCGUCAUGCGCACGGGCGGCGGCAAGAGCCUGCUGUUCAUGCUCCCGGCCUUCCUGGAACCGGGCGGCACUACCAUUGUCAUUGUGCCGCUACUGAGCCUGCGGCAGGAUCUGCGGCGACGCUGCCAGGCACUGGGCCUCGUGUGUGUGGAGUGGGAGAGUCGCAAUCCUCCUGAUGAUGCCACCAUCGUGCUGGUCACCCCGGAGUCCACCGAGCAUAGCGUGUUCCAUGCCUUCCUCAACCGACUCCGUGUGCAGCAUCGCCUGGACCGCGUUGUGAUCGACGAGUGCCACGUGGUCCUCCAUAACCAGUCUGGCUUUCGGUCAGUGCUGCACCACCUCGGCCACCUGACACGGGUGCAGACCCAGUUCGUGUACCUGACGGCCACGCUGCCCCCCACCGAGGAGGAGCGCCUCUGCGAGCGCUUGGAGCAGCCGCGCGACGGCAUGCGCCUCAUCCGGGACCGCACCAGCCGGGCCAACAUCGCAUAUGUCGUGUGGCGCCCAGUUCUGCCCCGCAAGACGCCUCCCGGGCCCCACGCGUGGCUGGAGUCCGAGACUGUGCUGGCGUACCUCCGCCGCGUGACCCGCCGGGCGCAGGGGGGCAAGGUCAUCAUUUACGCCAACCUGGUCAGCCAAGUUUCCGCCCUGGCCCGGUCCCUGGACUGCCCUGCCUACCACGGUAAACAGGUCGACCGACCGGGCCUUCUCCGGCGCUUUACCGAGGGCCACACCCCCGUCCUUGCGGCCACGAGCGCCCUCGGUAUGGGCGUCGAUGUGCCCGACAUCCGAUGCAUUGUGCAUGUGGGCUGGCCCCGGUCGCUCCUGGACUACGCACAGGAGAGUGGACGUGCCGGACGCGACGGGCAGCGCAGCCUGGCCAUCAUCAUCCACCCGGCUGGGGAGGAUCAGGUGCCGUCCUGGCUGGGGGCAGUGCCCGCGGUGGACGGGGAACGGGUCCGGGACUACCUCCAAGCGCCCUGCCGGCGUCGCGUGCUGGACCGCUACCUCGAUGGGGCCUGGCACGGCCACCUGCGCGAGAGCUGUCAGGACUACCCCACUGACCUGCCAUGCGACCGAUGCCGCCUCCGCUCCACGGCCUCCCGGCCAGGCACACACGGCGGUCUGCAGGCCGUCCUUUCGACCGGAGCCAGCCAGGCCGUGUCCCCCGACGCGGUGGACAGGCCCCGGUCCCCCCGGUUGACCAUACUCCCCUCCCAGGCAGCCACAUCACGGUCACCAUCAACCUCACCGUCGCCGUCGCCGUCGCUGACCCCCCCGGCACCAGCAUUGCCCCGGGAACCGUCCCCCUUAGAUCUGCCGCCCGUGCGUACGUGGGCGCGGCCAUACCUCCACGCGCAGCAGCAGAUUGUCCAGCGCCGCCUGACGGAGGAGGAUGUUGCCGAGGAGGCGCCACAGUGGCAGGAGCACUGCUACAUCUGCACCAUGAAUGGCGGGGACGGGCAGUCACACGCCCUUUAUUUCUGCCCGCAGCGAUGGAGCCGUCGGGCGCGGGAGUGGAUGCUCUUCAUGCGGAACCGCAUCCAAUAUCCACGCUAUCGGCAGUGUUACCAGUGCGGUAUGCCACAGAAUAUCUGCGCUGGCUGGCAGGAAGGGGAGCCCUGUAACUACCGGGGUAUCCUGUUGCCCAUGGUGGCUAUGAUGUUGUAUGGACCGUGGGUCGACUCAGUUGAGAGGCCCUGGGCGCAGCGACUUGCCUCGCAGAAUAUCGACCACACCGACUGGCAGGCGGUAUGUGGCUACCUUGGCCAACCUGGCCUGCCAGGCCACAACCGCCUCUUCGACGAGUACUGCUGGCUCCGUGGGGUAUGCCGGGAGCUCGAGGGUCCCACGCGGGCGCCAAGAAUACACAGUGGGAAAGGGCAGAUCCAGCCAGGCCGCUGA